Molecule: messenger RNA, 825 nt
Organism: Phytophthora sojae
Lineage: Eukaryota; Oomycota; Peronosporomycetes; Peronosporales; Peronosporaceae
Exons: 1
Coding region: 1-825 (274 amino acids)
Source: RefSeq, a predicted model, not a curated record
AUGCCUCGCCUCAGUAUUUUCGCAACUAUCGCCGCGUCCGCGGUCGCAUUCGUCUCGGUCGUCCCCUCCGCUUCAGGCUUCCAGCUCGGAAGUGGCGGCCGCGUCAUGUGGGAAAACAAUUGCAACUUCAACGGGAACGACUACCGGUGGAUGACCGGCAUCCCGGAUGUGUGCGGCGACGUGUGCGCCAGCGACUCAACCUGCACGCACUGGACGUGGACCAACUCCAACGGAGGAAUUUGCUGGUUCAAGAAGGGCACGCGAUCCACCAAGGCGCAGAAGUACGGCACGCACUGCGGAUACGUGGUGUCGCGUAGCGCUUCAGCCACGACCACGACCACAUCGCGGACGCAAGCGGAAGCCAGGGGCCAAGCCCCCGCUGCUGCGGCUUCGACUUCCACGUCGACUUUGUCUGCCGUUAGCGGUCUCUCCAACGCCGACAUGGGGCUGAUGCUGAGCCGCAUCAACGCCUACCGCGCUCAGUACGGUCUCAAGGCGCUCACUGUGGACAACCGAUUAGUGACGGCGGCUGCGCUCCACUCCCGGGACCAGGCUAACCGCUGCACUAUGUCGCACACGGGCUCGAACGGCUCGGGCGUCGGAUACCGCAUCAACGCGCAGGGCUACGACUUCGAGGUGGCCAAGGAGAACGUGGCGGCGGGUCAGAGCAGUGUGGACGAGGUCAUGACUGCGUGGUGGAACUCGCCCGGCCAUCGUGCCAACCUGCUCAGCAGUGACGUGGAGAACGUGGGCUUCGGCAAGGUGGUUAACAACGGCUGCGGCAGCUACGGGACCUACUGGACGCAGGACUUCGGCAGUCUCUAG